AUGUCCGAGGAGUCCAAGCCAGUUGAGCCCGUCGUCGACGAGACGAACGCCGAGCUCAAGGGCAAGGCCAUCGCUCACGCCGACGCCGAAGCUGAAGCCGACGACAACGAUGCCGCCGAAUCUGGAUCCGAGGAGGAGCAUGAGGAGCAACACGCUGCUGAAGGAUCCGGCGACAAGAAGAAGAAAAAUAAGAAGAAGUCGAAGCGAGCGAAGGUCAAGGAGGCCCUGACCGGCUCAAAAUCCGCGCCGACCGAUUCCGAUUUCCACAAGGCCCUCGAUGGCCUCACUCCGCAGCAGAUCAAGGAGUUCCUCGCCCUCAACCCAGCCCUCUCCCAAGAGGUGAAUAAGGCCUCCAAGAGCGAUGAUCCUUCCGGCUCUCAGGCUGCCGACAUGCUCAAGAAAAUGUCACUACAAGAUAUCAUGACUGGUCUUGCCGCUGGCGGAAAGAACGCCAAAGAUAUGGGAUCGUAUAAGUUCUGGCAGACGCAACCUGUACCCAAGUUUGGAGAGGAUGCGACUUUGAAGGAGGGCCCCUUACGGAUCCAGAAGGUCGAGGAGGUCGACAAGGAGCCCGCCCCUCUAAUUCCUGGCUUUGAAUGGGUUACGAUGGAUUUGACCAAUGAUGAGAAGAUCAAGGAAGUUUACGAGCUGUUGAACAAGCACUACGUCGAGGACGAUGAGGCUAUGUUCCGCUUCAACUAUUCCCCCUCUGUUCUUCGAUGGGCCAUGAUGCCUCCUGGCUGGAAGAAGGAAUACCAUGUUGGUGUCCGCGCAACCCAGUCCCGUCUUCUCGUAGCUUUUAUCUCGGCCAUCCCCGUUCACCUCCGUGUCCGAGAGAACGUUAUCACCUGCUCUGAGGUCAACUUCCUUGCCAUCCACAAGAAGCUCCGAGGCAAGCGUCUUACACCAGUACUCAUUAAGGAGAUUACCAGGCGCAGCAACCUCAACGAGAUCUGGCAAGGACUUUACACUGCUGGUGUCGUCCUUCCCAAGCCCGUCAGCACAUGCAGAUACUUCCAUCGCGCUAUUAAUUGGCAAAAGCUCUAUGAGUGCGGCUUCAGCCCUCUUCCGGCAAACAGCAAACCUCAGUAUCAGGUUCGCAAGUAUGCGCUACCAGACAAUACUAGCACCAAGGGCCUGCGACCGUUGGAAGAGAAGGACCUUGAUGCUGUUAUGGAUUUGUAUAAGCGAUAUAAUGCGCGCUUCGAUAUGACACCUGAGUUCAGUCGCGAGGAAGCUCACCACUGGUUUGUCCCGAAGGUUGGACCCAACGACCAGCAGGUUGUGUGGACAUACGUUGUCGAGGACGAAAACAAGAAGAUCACGGACUUCUUCUCUUUCUUCUGCAUCGAGUCGACUGCUAUUGGAAACGCUAAGCACAACGUUAUCAAGGUUGCUUACAUGUUUUACUACGGUACAGACGUCGCGCUACAGGACAAGUUCGACAAAGCUGCUCUCAAGAAGCGCCUUAACGAGCUUGUUCACGAUGCCCUUAUUAUCUCCAAGCGCCACAAGUUCGAUGUGUUCAACGCAUUGACGCUGAUGGACAAUGCGCUGUUCCUGGAGCAGCAGAAAUUCGGAGCCGGUGAUGGUCAACUUCAUUAUUACCUGUUCAACUAUCGUGUUAAUCCAAUCGCUGGUGGUGUCGAUCGUAAGAACCAGCUUGACGAGGAAAACCUGAGUGGUAUCGGGCUUGUGAUGCCCUGA
Messenger RNA from Fusarium tjaetaba, 1707 nucleotides. Its product is annotated as glycylpeptide n-tetradecanoyltransferase. Gene Ontology annotation, cellular component: cytoplasm. NCBI's taxonomy places the organism in Eukaryota, Fungi, Ascomycota, Sordariomycetes, Hypocreales, Nectriaceae. Bases 1 to 1707 code for a protein of 568 amino acids. The record is from RefSeq and is a predicted model, not a curated record. The transcript has 3 exons. Gene Ontology annotation, biological process: N-terminal peptidyl-glycine N-myristoylation. Gene Ontology annotation, molecular function: glycylpeptide N-tetradecanoyltransferase activity.